Asparagus officinalis (garden asparagus) is the source of this 1641-nucleotide messenger RNA. RefSeq names its product protein FAR1-RELATED SEQUENCE 5-like. The record is from RefSeq and is a predicted model, not a curated record. The coding region runs from base 1 to 1641 and encodes 546 amino acids. Lineage: Eukaryota; Viridiplantae; Streptophyta; Magnoliopsida; Asparagales; Asparagaceae. The transcript has 2 exons.
AUGUCUGAUCCAAUAGAAACUAAAGAUGGUUUCUCCCAUGUUGUUGAUGAACAAAUAUCCCAGUUAGAUAAUUUAGUUGUGCCAAUUGUUGAUGAGCAGUUAAAGCCAAAAAUAGGAAUGACUUUCGACAGUUUAGAAGACGCUGAAAAAUUCUACAGAAAUUACGGAAAGGUCGGAGGUUUUGAUAUCCGUAAUAGCACAACAAAUUAUGGGAAUGAUAGAGAGUUAAUUUGCAAAAGUUAUGUUUGUUCGAAAGAAGGAGUGUUAAAGAGCAAAUCGUUGGAAAUUCGACGAUGUGGUACAAUUAGAACAAAUUUUAAGGCCUUGAUUCGCUUGAAAUUAGACAAAAACAUUGGCAUAUGGAGUGUUUACAAGUUCGUGGAAGAACAUAAUCAUACAAUUACUUCACCGAGUAGAACACAUUUUCUAAGGGGAAACCGUGAGGUCAUAAGUGCGAAGAAGACAUUAAUAAAGCAGUUUGGAGAGGUGAAUAUUCCAACAAACAAGCAAAUGGCCUUCUUUGAAAACUCUAGCGGAGGUUUUCAUAGAAUUGGAUGCAUUGAGACCGAUGUGAGAAAUUAUGAAAGAGAUUUGAGAGAGGAGAGGCACGGUCAUGAUGCACAAAUGAUGUUGGAUCAUUUUAAGUCGGAACAAGAGAAGAAUCAUUCAUUUUAUUAUGUUUAUGAAGUUGAUGAAGAGAAGCGCUUAACUCAUUGUUUUUGGGUGGAUGACAUUGCUCGAAUGAAUUAUCAACACUUUAGCGAUGUUGUCUCCUUCGAUGACACACAUAACACAAAUCAAUAUGGCUUGGUAUUUGUGCCAUUUGUAGGCAUAAAUCACCAUUGGCAAAGUGUUUUUUUAGGAUGUGGCUUGAUCCCAAACGAAGAGGCGAAAUCUUUUGUAUGGUUGUUUAACAAAUGGAUUGAAGCAAUGAGUCAUCCUCCUUCGGGCAUGAUUACAGAUCAAUGUCUUGGCAUAUGCAAGGCAAUUGAAACAGUUUUUCCAGAAAUUCGGCAUAGGUUUUGCAUUUGGCAUAUCUUGGACAAAGUUCCAGAUAAGUUGGGUCAAUGGGCUUAUAGAACGGAAUUUAUGAAAUCUUUCAAAGAAAAUAUUUGGAACUCCGACGAUGCUAGCUCUUUUGAAGAGAAUUGGGUUUCAAUUAUUAAGAAAAAUGGAUUGGAAAAGCACGAUUGGCUAAAUGAUAUCUAUAAAAUUCGUGAAAAAUGGGCUCCCGAAAGAUCGGCUGUUCAAGAUGAUGAGCUCAUAGAAGUCACCAUCAACAUAGUCGACAAAGGGAAGUCAACACAAUGUUCCAGUCUCGACUCUUUACAGUUGAUAUCCCAGCAUUUAACUCGGCUGCGCUCCGGAACUAACAGACGUAGGGAUUAUCAAAGGAUGCAGAGAGGGCUAUCCUCAGAUGAUGAAACAUCGGAUGCUUGUUCUGCAAUCAUCUCCGACAACACAGUGUCUAGCACAGGACGAGUUCGAAAGGCGUUCUACCAGGGCUCAGAGCUCGAAAACGCUCUAACUAAGCAGAAAGAAGAGCUCAGAGCUGAAAUAAAGAUGGAAAUGGAUUUGAAUGUAGUGCAUGAUAGAAUUACAUGCCCAACAACUUUAGUCCUUCUCAAAUCAGCAGGGUGA